Danaus plexippus (monarch butterfly) is the source of this 995-nucleotide messenger RNA. It is a transcript of the gene snf, whose product is annotated as U1 small nuclear ribonucleoprotein A. Gene Ontology annotation, molecular function: U1 snRNA binding. Gene Ontology annotation, cellular component: U1 snRNP. The record is from RefSeq and is a predicted model, not a curated record. Gene Ontology annotation, biological process: mRNA splicing, via spliceosome. Bases 217 to 885 code for a protein of 222 amino acids. Lineage: Eukaryota; Metazoa; Arthropoda; Insecta; Lepidoptera; Nymphalidae. The transcript is spliced from 4 exons.
AUUUAACGUUGGUGUACGCUAAACCCAGUCUAUACGGCAAAUAGCAGUUUAGGCGAAAAUAAACUACAACGUAAAGAUAAUACUUAGGCGGUUUUAAUUACUAUUUAGUAUUUACGACGUUCUGACACAGAAUCUGCAACUUACCUACGUACCUGUUACGUGCCCUACCCUGAAUACGGAAUAGUGAAUAGUUGAUAAUUGUGCCAUCAUCUGAAAAUGACUAUGGACAUACGGCCGAACCACACAAUAUAUAUAAACAAUCUCAAUGAAAAAAUUAAGAAGGAGGAACUUAAAAAGUCCCUCUAUGCUAUAUUUUCUCAAUUUGGGCAGAUUUUAGAAAUCGUUGCACUGAAAACACUCAAGAUGAGGGGUCAAGCAUUUGUUAUAUUCAAAGAAAUAUCCAGUGCAACCGUCGCUUUGAGGAGUAUGCAAGGAUUCCCAUUUUAUGACAAACCUAUGAGAAUACAGUAUUGUAAAACUGAUAGUGAUGUUAUAGCAAAGAUGAAGGGAACCUUCCAAGAACGACCUAAAAGACCAAAACUGCCAAAAGGUUCCGACGAGAAGAAGAAAAAGAACAAAGAUCCCAAUAGACCAAAUGUGCCUGGAUUUGGACAACCAAGUGUUCUUAACAAUGUUAACGCUGAACAGCCACCAAACCAAAUACUGUUCCUUACUAAUCUUCCUGAUGAAACAUCAGAAAUGAUGUUAUCUAUGUUGUUUAACCAGUUCCCUGGUUUUAAGGAAGUUCGACUGGUGCCAAACAGACAUGAUAUCGCCUUUGUGGAGUUUGCUAAUGAAAUGCAAUCAGCGGCUGCUAAAGAAGCCCUCCAAGGCUUCAAGAUCACUCCCACUCAUGCUAUGAAAAUAUCAUUCGCAAAGAAAUAGUUUUAAGUUACUUCUUUAUAAAUAAAGAUUUAAGUUUAUUGAGAACUGUUUUGAGCAUUGCACUACGCCUAAACAGCUCUCCGGCUGUGAUUAGCCUUAAGUUUUCAAAA